Arabidopsis arenosa is the source of this 892-nucleotide messenger RNA. NCBI's taxonomy places the organism in Eukaryota, Viridiplantae, Streptophyta, Magnoliopsida, Brassicales, Brassicaceae. The record is from the annotation of a GenBank genome assembly.
CGGAGUAGUGGUUAUUAACUCUCGAAGAAGAAGAUGUAAAGGGAACAAAAGUUGCAUACUUUGAUUCAUCAUCUUUCCGAAAAUGUCGUCAAACUUUAUAGUGGAAUCGUGUAGCGUUGAUUCGGAGGAAGGGGUGAAGCUUCACACGAGAGUCUUCAAGCCCAGAAACGAAGGAGAAGAAGUCAGCGACGAUGGGAAUCUGGUGAUAGUAUUGGUCCACCCGUUCUCGCUCUUGGGUGGUUGUCAAGCUCUGCUCAAAGGCAUAGCUUCUGAAUUGGCCUCUAAGGGUUUCAAAGCUGUCACUUUCGAUACAAGAGGUGCCGGAAAAUCCACCGGAAGAGCUACUCUUACCGGCUUUGCUGAGGUCAAGGAUGUCGUCGCUGUUUGUCGGUGGCUUUGUCAGAAUGUUGGAGCUCAUAGGAUCCUGCUCGUCGGUUCUUCUGCUGGUGCACCAAUCGCAGGAUCAGCGGUGGAUCAAGUAGAGCAAGUGGUGGGAUAUGUGAGUUUGGGAUACCCAUUUGGCCUAAUGGCCUCCAUUCUGUUUGGACGGCACCACAAGGCCAUUCUCUCAUCCCCUAAACCCAAACUCUUCGUUAUGGGAACACAAGACGGGUUCACUAGUGUUAGCCAGCUAAAGAAGAAGCUGAAGUCUGCAGUGGGACGCACCGAAACACACCUCAUUGAAGGCGUUAGCCAUUUCCAGAUGGAAGGACCUGAAUAUGAUUCUCAGGUGACCGAUAUCAUAUGUAAUUUCAUUUCAUCCUUGUAAAAUUGCACAUGAAUUCAGAAAUUACUUGGAUAAAUCUUUAUAAACACAACCAUAUUAGGGGGGAACUAUUAGCGGAGGAGUUUGAAGUCCUUGUACACUAUGCACUAAAAGAAUUGUUUUCAA